Messenger RNA from Dunckerocampus dactyliophorus (ringed pipefish), 2478 nucleotides. Its product is annotated as zinc finger protein 135-like. The record is from RefSeq and is a predicted model, not a curated record. NCBI's taxonomy places the organism in Eukaryota, Metazoa, Chordata, Actinopteri, Syngnathiformes, Syngnathidae. The transcript is spliced from 3 exons. Gene Ontology annotation, cellular component: nucleus. Gene Ontology annotation, biological process: regulation of transcription by RNA polymerase II. Bases 69 to 1781 code for a protein of 570 amino acids. Gene Ontology annotation, molecular function: RNA polymerase II cis-regulatory region sequence-specific DNA binding; DNA-binding transcription activator activity, RNA polymerase II-specific.
GGCUUGAAAGGAAGCUGCAAAGUUUGUUGAUCUCCUUGUGUUGUUGUUUUGUUGAAACAAGUGAAAUCAUGGUGCAGACGUGUUGUGUUAUUAACUGCCACAAUCGUUCACGCGAUCGCUCCGGGGAUAAAAAGGAUGGGGUGACAUUUUUCCCAUUUCCAACGUGGAAGCAAAGCCAAGGAGCUGUGAUCUGUGAGCUAACGAAGAGACGCCGAAUGGCCUGGAUAGCAGCCGUGAGACGACCACACAUCACUUUCGACGCCAUCACCCGACACAUGUUGGUGUGUUCACGGCAUUUUCACACUGGGAGACCAGCUUAUGAAAUGGAUGAAAGCCAUCCAGACUGGGCACCCUCAUUGCAUCUCGGACACACGGAGGUGGAAGCUGCAGAUAAGAGACUACACAUAACAUUGUACGAGGAGGAACUUUCUCCAACAAGAGAGGAGAACGAGCGGCUACGACAGCAACUGGAAGCUGUUUGCAAAACUCGAGUUGUGCUCCACGUUGAAGACAUCCAGCAGCUGAUUGGUGGUCAAGGAGAAUGUUCCCCUCAGCCACAGGGGGGGGGCGCCACAUUGGAGCAAGAGGAGCCACAGCCUGUUAAAGAGGAAGAAGAGGGCCUAGAGCCCGCCCACAUUAAAGAGGAAGAAGAGGAGCCACAGCCCCCCUACGUUAAAGAGGAAGAGGAAGAACUCUCCAUCACUCAGGAGGGAGAGCAUCUUCUAGGGCCAGAGGAGGCUGAUCUCACCAGGUUGCCACUGACUGGUGUCUCUGUGAAGACCGAAGACCCUGAUGACAAACCACCUGAGUCCUCACAGCUUCAUCAUAGUCCAAGUGAGGAGAUGAGAGAGGCGGAGCCUUCAUGCAGCAGCUCACUGCAACACAUGACAACAGAAGCUGAUGGAGACCACUGUGGAGGAUCACAAGCAGACAACCUCUUAGCUCCACUGUCAGAUAGUGACGACACAACGUCACACUCUCCUGAAGGUGAAGACAGCGACUUCAACCAAGAAUCUGUGAGCGGCGAUACAGACUGUGAAGGUGAUAUGAUGACUCACACUGGCAACAAACACUCUGAAAGCUCUAAAAAGAAGACAAGUAAACGUUUUAACUGCUCAGUUUGUGAUAAAAUAUUUUCUCGCAAGGGUAAUUUGGCUCAACACAUGAGAACGCAUGCAGGAGAAAAACUUUUCAGUUGCUCAGACUGUGGUAAAAAUUUCACUCAAAAGAUACAAAUGUUAUCACAUAUGAAAACACACACUGGAGAAAAACCUUUUAGUUGCUCAAACUGUUUUAAAAGUUUCACUCAAAAGGUACAUAUGGUAUCACACAUGAAAACACACACUGGAGAAAAACCUUUUAGUUGCUCAAACUGUGGUAAAGGUUUCAGUCAAAAGGUACAUAUGGCAUCACACAUGAGAAUACACACAGGAGAAAAACCUUUUAGUUGCUCAGAUUGUGGUAAGCGCUUCACUCACAAAAUAAAUAUGGUAUCACACAUGAGAAGACACACAGGAGAAAAACCUUUUACUUGCUCAGACUGUGGUAAAUGUUUCACACAAAAGACAACUUUGGUAGCACACAGAAGAACACACACAGGAGAAAAACCUUUUACUUGCUCAGACUGUGGAAAAAGUUUCACACAAAAGGCAACUAUGGUAUCGCAUAUGAGAACACACACAGGAGAGAAACCUUUUACCUGCUUAAACUGUGGUAAAAGUUUCACACAAAAGGCAACUUUGGUAUCACAUAUGAGAAGACACAGGGAAAAAGCAUUUUAGUUGCUCAGACUGUAGUAGAAGCUUCACUCACUCAGUAAAUGUCACGUCACACAGAAGGAAAAACUUUUAGUUGAUCAAAUUGUGGCGACACAUUCCCUUGGAAGUCCUCUUUGAAUAGACCCAUGCAGGGUCACUGAUGGUCUACAGAAGAGGCGUCAAACCCGUGACAAGGGGGCCGAGACACUAAAGCAGGUGGUCUUCAUGAUCAACACCUCCUUCAGUUUGAGGGAAGGAGCUCCUCAAAUAAAUCACCUGCUGGAGGAACUGGUUGGAGAGAAAAUAUGCACGGCCCUCCUUGGCCGAGUUUUACGCAAGGUCUACAGUGUCACUCAUUCAUUCAUUUUCUAAGAUGCUUAAUCCUCAUUAGGGUACACACUGGAGCCUACCCCAGCUGACUUUGGGCGAGAGGCGGGGGACAUCUUGGACUGGUCGCGAGCCAAUCGCAGGUCUGGAAAGUAGUGAUUGAAUUACUUUUACUGACUUUAAUGAGUUGUGAUUGAGGACAAGCGGCAAAGAAAAUGGAUGGAUGGAGUUAGUUGUGAGUCACUCGUUGAAGUGAAUCGAGUACUCCAGUCACAGAGCGCAUGAUUUGAUUUAAUUUUGCUCAAACAGUUGUAUGUCAUAAAAGGGAGUCAUGUUUUGUUUUGUUGAUAUUGUUUUAAUGUCUUUUGUUGUUACAUAUUGAUGAAAUGUCCAC